CAUAGUGAUGGGAGUUGUUGUCACACGUGACCGCACCGAGCCUGACACAACAUGCCGGAAAAAGCUCUGAUCACCGUACGGUACGGACCGUACAGCAACUGCUCCGGGGUGCUGCGGCACUCACUGUCCCGGCUGGAGGGGCUGAGAGCUGUGCUGGCCUCAGAUGGACAUAGUGUUGUUCUAGAAGAGAUACCAGAUCGAAAUGCUGUGGAGCUUGUGGUAAAUGGAGAGACUGUAUUUCAGUGCAACAUCAAAGAUCUUGAUUUUGGAGGAGAUGGACUACUGGACCCACUUUGUGAAGAUGCAAGACAAGCAGUGAUGAAGGCUUACUAACAAAUCUAUUGUAUCCCCCUGCAACCUUAACUUCUCCAUCUAGCCCUAUAACUAAUUUAUUUACAGAAACAAAUGUGCUGA
Molecule: messenger RNA, 414 nt
Organism: Rana temporaria (common frog)
Lineage: Eukaryota; Metazoa; Chordata; Amphibia; Anura; Ranidae
Gene: C8H10orf53
Product: chromosome 8 C10orf53 homolog
Exons: 3
Coding region: 52-333 (93 amino acids)
Source: RefSeq, a predicted model, not a curated record